Penicillium diatomitis is the source of this 1140-nucleotide messenger RNA. RefSeq names its product fungal specific transcription factor domain-containing protein. Gene Ontology annotation, cellular component: nucleus. Gene Ontology annotation, biological process: DNA-templated transcription. Gene Ontology annotation, molecular function: DNA binding; zinc ion binding. The transcript has a single exon. The record is from RefSeq and is a predicted model, not a curated record. The coding region runs from base 1 to 1140 and encodes 379 amino acids. NCBI's taxonomy places the organism in Eukaryota, Fungi, Ascomycota, Eurotiomycetes, Eurotiales, Aspergillaceae.
AUGUCCGGCUACACCUCACCAGGUCGAUACACGAUUGAGACCCUGACUCUCAAUGUAGCGAUGGAGAUUUUGCGAAGUCCAGAAAACCACCGCAGCCCGUCUGUCCUCAUAAGUCUCGCAACUCGGUUGGCCAUUCAGGCUGGGUAUCACAGGGAUCCAAAGUACUACGCGAAUAUUUCAGUAUUCGACGGAGAGAUGCGUCGGCGGGUCUGGACUUACCUCUCUUUGCUGGACUAUUAUGUCUCAAUCCAGGCGGGCCUACCCCCAACAAUAAUUCGAGAUCAAUGUGACAUCGAGGAACCUCGAAAUUUGACCGAUGAUGACUUGAUUCCAACCGCUACUGUGUUGCCACCAUCGAGACCUCUGAGUGAAAAGACUGCAGUUCUGUUUCCCAUCAUCCUCAAAAGAGUCUUGGUUGCGGAUGCGGAGAUUAUCGGCAAGAAUUGCUCUGGCAAAGGUUUACCUUAUGAUGAAGUUCUCCGCAUGGAUGGUCACCUCCAAGCAAUCUCUGCUUCAAUUCCUCCCCAGUUGAGGAUAAGGUCUUUGGGUGAAGCAAUUGCAGACAGUCCGAGUACAAUCACAGAACGCUACAACAUCGAUCUGAUAUAUCAGAAGAGCUUGUGUGACCUGCAUCGCCGAUACCUGGUUCAACACCGUCUCGAUCCCGCCUACGAAUAUUCGCGCAAAGUUUGCAUUGCUGCCGCAAAGGCAGUCCUUCAACAUCAGUCAGACAUCUUCGAAGCAGGUAGCGCAGGCGGCCAAUUGAGUUUCGCCUCGUUUUUCUUCACCCCGAUAGUCGCAGUUCAUUUUCGCUCAGCUGCCAUGCUCCUUUGUUUGGAAAUCUCUUGCCAGUCACGGUUUGAUCUUAAACAGCAUUUAUCUCCUGAGCAACGUCAGGCAAUCUUGGAUCAAAGGAAGGAUCUGUCCAAUGAGAUCGAAAGAGCUCACAGUAUCUGGGACCAGUUGCGACAUCAGUCGAAGGAGGCGUCAAAGACCGCUGAUGCUCUCCAAAUCAUGCUCACCGUGACGAAUCACCACCUGCAGCAUGGGGCGACGCCUCAGCAGACGCAGCAGCCCUCCUGGUCCCAAACCAGUAUCAACAGAACAGACACUACCCAAUCUUACAGUCAGUUAGCCUGA